Musa acuminata subsp. malaccensis (wild Malaysian banana) is the source of this 6968-nucleotide messenger RNA. Its product is annotated as DExH-box ATP-dependent RNA helicase DExH12. The record is from RefSeq and is a predicted model, not a curated record. NCBI's taxonomy places the organism in Eukaryota, Viridiplantae, Streptophyta, Magnoliopsida, Zingiberales, Musaceae. Gene Ontology annotation, molecular function: ATP binding; nucleic acid binding; ATP hydrolysis activity.
CAAUAGCAAAUGGACGGGAACCGAGACUAAAACCUAUCGGCCUCCCCUCUCCUCCUUUCUCCCUCGUCUACGUCCCGUCGGCGCUGCUGCGUCCCCACCCGUUUCGAAUCGGCGUCCUCCCCUCGGUUUUCUUCUCUGGCGACUGCCAUCGAUUUCUUCACUCUGCGUUCGGCAAGCUUCUUGAGGUCUUUUAGCCAUGGCCCACCUGGGUGGUGGUGCUGAGGCCCAUGCUCGGUUCAAGCAGUAUGAGUACCGUGCCAAUUCCAGCCUUGUUCUGACCACUGACUCCCGUCCCCGUGACACCCAUGAACCUACCGGAGAACCUGAGUCUCUGUGGGGGAAGAUUGAUCCCAAGAGUUUUGGCGACCGGGCUUUCCGUGGCAAGCCGCUCGAGCUCGAGGAAAAGAUCAAGAAGUCGAAAAAGAAGAAGGAGCGGGAGCCAGCACUCGAACCCGAACAGAAGAAAGACAGCAAGCGGCGCCGCAUUCAGGAGGAGAGUGUGCUCUCCCUCACGGAUGAUGCCGUGUACCAACCUAAGACUAAGGAGACUCGUGCAGCUUAUGAAGCGCUGCUAAGUGUGAUCCAGCAACAGUUUGGUGGGCAGCCACAGGAUAUUCUUAGUGGGGCAGCAGAUGAAGUCCUGGUGGUAUUGAAGAAUGAGAAAAUAAAGAACCCUGACAAAAAGAAGGAGAUUGAGAAGCUCUUGAAUCCCAUUUCCAAUCAAGUAUUCGAUCAGCUUGUAUCAAUUGGACGGCUGAUCACAGACUAUCAGGAUGCCGGUGUUGCUGCAGAUUCUGCUGCUGCAAAUGGUAAUGGCGAGGCGUUAGACGACAUUGGUGUUGCAGUCGAGUUUGAGGAGGAUGAGGAGGAGGAAGAGAGCGAUUACGAUCAGGUACAAGAGGAAUCGGAGGAUGAUGACGAUGGCCAGGAAUCAAAUGCUGCUGGUGCUAUGCAGAUGGGUGGAAUUGAUGAUGAGGACAUGGAAGAAGCUAAUGAGGGUCAAACCAUUAACGUCCAAGACAUUGAUGCUUACUGGCUUCAAAGGAAGAUAUCUCAGGCUUAUGAGGAGAUUGAUCCACAACAAAGCCAGAAACUUGCAGAAGAGGUGCUAAAAAUACUUGCCGAAGGGGAUGAUAGGGAUGUUGAGAACAGGCUCGUAAUGCUGUUGGACUAUGACAAGUUUGAGCUCAUCAAAUUGCUUCUGCGGAACCGGCUCAAGAUAGUUUGGUGUACUCGAUUGGCCAGGGCAGAGGAUCAAGACCAGCGAAAGAAGAUCGAAGAAGAGAUGUCAAAUAUGGGUCCAACUCUCACCACGAUUUUGGAGCAGCUGCAUGCCACUAGAGCAUCUGCAAAGGAGCGACAGAAGAAUUUAGAGAAGAGCAUAAGAGAGGAGGCUAGGCGAUUGAAGGAUGAACAUGGUGGUGGGGAUAAUGACAGGGAUAGGAGGGUUGUUGAUAGAGACACGGAUAGUGGGUGGUUGAAGGGGCAAUGUCAGCUGCUUGAUCUUGAUAGCAUUGCAUUUCAUCAGGGUGGCCUUUUGAUGGCUAAUAAGAAGUGUGAGCUUCCUCCAGGAUCAUAUAGAACUCCUCACAAGGGCUACGAGGAAGUUCAUGUGCCAGCACUAAAACCAAAAACAUUCUCACCAGAAGAGAAGCUUGUGAAAAUAUCUGACUUGCCUGAUUGGGCACAGCCAGCUUUUGAAGGGAUGAAGCAGCUGAACAGAGUACAAAGUAUGGUCUACAAAACUGCUUUUACCUCACCUGAGAAUAUACUGUUGUGUGCGCCAACUGGUGCUGGGAAAACCAAUGUUGCCAUGCUGGCCAUCUUACAUCAGAUUGGCUUGCAUAGGAGGGAUGGAGUUUUAGACAACAGUAAGUACAAGAUUGUUUAUGUGGCUCCGAUGAAAGCUCUGGUUGCUGAAGUGGUUGGGAAUCUGUCCCAUCGGCUGAAAUCUUAUAAUAUUGUUGUGAGGGAACUCAGCGGAGACCAAAACCUCACUCGCCAGCAGAUUGAAGAGACUCAGAUCAUUGUCACCACUCCAGAGAAAUGGGAUAUUGUCACAAGAAAGUCUGGAGAUAGGACCUAUACACAGCUCGUGAAGCUCCUUAUAAUUGAUGAGAUUCAUCUUCUUCAUGAUAACCGUGGACCUGUCCUUGAAAGUAUUGUCGCUAGGACACUUAGGCAGACUGAAGCGACCAAGGAGUUGAUUAGACUGGUUGGUCUAUCAGCCACUCUCCCGAAUUAUGAAGAUGUAGCAUUGUUCUUACGUGUCACCAAGCCGAGUGGAAUUCUCCAUUUUGACAAUAGUUACAGACCCUGCCCUCUUGCACAACAGUAUAUUGGUAUCACAAUAAAAAAACCAUUGCAGCGAUUUCAGUUGAUGAAUGAAAUUUGUUACGAAAAGGUUAUGGCUGCUGCUGGAAAGCAUCAAGUGCUUAUCUUUGUUCAUUCAAGGAAAGAAACAGCUAAAACUGCUCGUGCAAUCCGAGACACUGCUCUUGCCAAUGACACAUUGAGUCGGUUUUUAAAGGAUGACAGUGCAAGCCGUGAAAUUCUUCAAAGUCAAACUGAAUUUGUUAAAAGCAAUGAUCUUAAAGAUCUCUUGCCAUAUGGGUUUGCUAUCCAUCAUGCAGGAAUGGCAAGGGUGGAUCGUGAUCUUGUUGAGGAGCUUUUUUCUGAUGGACAUGUACAGGUGUUGGUAUCGACAGCCACCCUUGCUUGGGGUGUUAAUCUGCCAGCACACACGGUCAUUAUAAAAGGCACCCAGAUAUACAAUCCAGAGAAAGGAGCUUGGACUGAACUUAGUCCUCUUGAUGUCAUGCAGAUGCUUGGUCGUGCAGGAAGGCCUCAGUAUGACUCUUAUGGAGAAGGCAUAAUUCUAACAGGUCACAGUGAGCUGCAGUACUAUCUAUCCCUUAUGAACCAGCAGCUGCCAAUUGAGAGUCAGUUUGUGUCUAAAUUGGCUGACCAAUUAAAUGCAGAGAUUGUUUUGGGGACAGUUCAGAAUGCCAGAGAGGCAUGUAACUGGAUUGGGUACACUUACCUUUACGUACGCAUGGUUAGAAACCCAACUUUAUAUGGAUUGUCUGCAGACAUCCUGGAGAGGGACAAACUGUUGGAGGAAAGGCGAGCUGAUCUGAUUCAUACUGCUGCAAAUAUUUUAGAUAAAAACAAUUUAGUCAAGUACGACAGGAAGAGCGGGUACUUUCAGGCUACAGAUCUGGGCAGAAUUGCAAGUUAUUAUUAUAUCACUCAUGGGACAAUAUCUACGUACAAUGAGUACCUAAAGCCAACUAUGGGUGACAUAGAGCUUUUCCGAUUGUUCUCCCUUAGUGAAGAGUUUAAAUAUGUGACUGUGCGGCAGGAUGAGAAGAUGGAGUUGGCAAAGCUUUUGGAUCGUGUGCCUAUUCCUGUCAAAGAAAGCUUGGAGGAGCCUAGUGCUAAAAUCAAUGUUCUGCUGCAAGCAUACAUAUCACAGCUGAAACUUGAGGGGCUUUCCCUGACAUCUGAUAUGGUUUUCAUUAAGCAGAGUGCAGGCCGUCUUAUAAGAUCUCUGUUCGAGAUCGUCUUAAAAAGGGGAUGGGCUCAAUUGGCUGAGAAGGCAUUAAAUCUUUGCAAGAUGGUUGACAAGCGCAUGUGGAGCGUUCAGACUCCGCUGCGCCAGUUCACAGGUAUACCAAAUGAAAUUUUGAUGAAAUUGGAAAAGAAGGAUCUGUCUUGGGAAAGAUAUUAUGACCUGUCAUCCCAGGAGAUUGGAGAGUUGAUUCGUUACCCCAAGAUGGGUAGGCAGCUUCAUAAAUGCAUACACCAGUUGCCAAAACUGAACCUUUUAGCACAUGUCCAACCCAUCACCCGCACUGUCUUGGGUUUUGAAUUGACUAUAACACCUGAUUUUCAGUGGGAUGAUGCUGUGCAUGGAUAUGUGGAACCAUUUUGGGUUAUUGUCGAGGACAAUGAUGGUGAAUAUAUUCUUCAUCAUGAGUAUUUCAUGCUUAAGAAACAGUACAUUGAUGAAGAUCACACUCUGAACUUCACUGUUCCCAUUUACGAGCCGCUGCCACCUCAAUAUUUCAUUCGUGUAGUAUCAGACAAGUGGCUUGGUUCUCAAACUGUUUUACCUGUCUGUUUUAGGCAUCUGAUUCUACCAGAAAAGUACCCCCCUGCAACUGAAUUGCUGGAUUUACAACCUCUGCCAGUUACUGCUUUAAGAAAUCCUGCAUAUGAAGCUCUUUAUGAUGCAUUCAAACAUUUUAAUCCUAUCCAGACACAAGUGUUCACGGUUUUGUACAACACAGAUGACAAUGUCUUGGUUGCUGCCCCUACGGGCAGUGGGAAGACUAUAUGUGCUGAGUUUGCAUUGCUUCGGAAUCAUCAAAAAGGUCCUGAUAGCAUCAUGAGGGCUGUGUACAUUGCUCCGAUUGAAGCUGUCGCAAAAGAAAGGUACCGUGAUUGGGAAGAGAAGUUUGGGAAACGUCUGGGAAUUCGUGUUGUGGAGUUGACUGGAGAAACUGCUACCGACUUGAAGCUGCUUGAGAGAGGACAGAUCAUAAUCAGUACUCCAGAAAAAUGGGAUGCACUCUCUCGUAGGUGGAAACAACGUAAGCAAGUCCAGCAGGUCAGCCUCUUCAUUGUAGAUGAGCUUCAUUUAAUAGGUGGAGAAAUGGGUCCUAUCUUGGAAAUAAUCGUCUCUAGGAUGAGACGUAUUGCAAGUCACAUUGGUAGCAACAUCCGUAUCGUAGCACUUUCAGCAUCUCUUGCAAACGCUAAGGAUCUUGGUGAAUGGAUAGGUGCUACAUCUCAUGGUUUGUUCAAUUUUCCACCUGGUGUUCGUCCAGUGCCUUUGGAGAUACAUAUUCAAGGUGUGGAUAUAUCAAAUUUUGAGGCAAGAAUGCAAGCAAUGACAAAACCUACAUAUACUGCUAUUGUUCAGCAUUCAAAGAAUGGGAAACCAGCCCUGGUCUUUGUACCCACAAGAAAGCAUGCACGGCUGACUGCACUGGAUCUGUGUACUUAUUCACAUGCUGACCGUGGAGAGAGGCCUUCUUUUCUUCUUGGUUCGGGGGAAGAAAUGAACACUUUUAUAUCCGGGAUCAAGGAUGAUACCCUGAAAGGGACACUUGCUCUUGGUGUCGGCUACUUGCAUGAAGGUCUCAAUGAGUUUGAUCAAGAGGUUGUAAUACAAUUGUUUCUUGGUGGAAGGAUUCAAGUUUGUGUUGCAACCAGUUUGAUGUGCUGGGGUCGGUCAUUGCCUUCCCACUUGGUUGUCGUUAUGGGAACACAAUAUUAUGAUGGCAGAGAGAAUGCUCACACUGAUUAUCCAAUCACUGAUCUGCUGCAGAUGAUGGGCCAUGCCAGUAGACCUCUCAAAGAUAACUCUGGUAUAUGCGUCAUACUAUGCCAUGCUCCUCGUAAGGAGUAUUAUAAGAAGUUCCUCUAUGAGGCUUUCCCAGUCGAGAGCCAUUUGCAUAAUUUCUUGCAUGAUCAUAUGAAUGCGGAAGUUGUUGUUGGAGUUACAGAGAAUAAGCAAGAUGCUGUGGAUUAUCUUACGUGGACUUUCAUGUAUCGGAGGCUUACUAAGAAUCCAAACUACUAUAAUCUGCAGGGUGUGAGUCACAGGCAUCUUUCUGAUCACCUUUCUGAACUAGUGGAGAAUGUUUUGAGUGACUUGGAAUCGAGCAAAUGUGUGGCUAUUGAGGAGGAUAUGUACCUGAAACCUCUGAACCUUGGCUUGAUUGCUUCAUAUUAUUACAUUAGUUACACCACUAUCGAGCGAUUCAGUUCUUCUUUAACAUCCAAAACUAAGAUGAAAGGUCUACUGGAUAUUUUGGCAUCAGCUUCAGAGUAUUCACAGCUUCCCAUCCGACCUGGCGAGGAAGAAUUGAUCAGGAAGUUGAUUAAUCACCAGAGGUUCUCCUUUGAGAAUCCAAAAUGCACUGACCCUCAUGUUAAGGCAAAUGUGCUGUUACAAGCUCACUUCUCCAGACACACAGUGGUUGGGAACCUUGCGGCAGAUCAGCGAGAGGUUCUCCUUUCUGCUCAUAGGCUGCUUCAAGCAAUGGUUGAUGUUAUCUCAAGCAACGGAUGGCUUAGCCUUGCCCUUUCUACAAUGGAGCUGAGUCAAAUGGUAACACAGGGCAUGUGGGAGCGUGAUUCUAUGCUUUUGCAAAUUCCACAUUUCACAAAGGAGUUAGCCAAGAGAUGCCAAGAAAAUCCAGGGAGGAGUAUUGAGACUGUUUUUGAUCUUGUGGAGAUGGAAGAUGAUGAAAGGCGGGAUCUGCUGCAAAUGUUAGAUUCCCAGUUGCUUGAUAUUGCUCGAUUUUGCAACCGCUUUCCUAACAUUGAUAUGACCUACGAGGUGCUGGACGAUGAUGAUGUUAGGCCCGGGGAAAAUGUGACAUUGCAGGUUACGCUGGAGCGUGAUCUCGAGGGGCGUGCUGAGGUUGGACCAGUGGAUGCACCCAGAUAUCCAAAGGCCAAAGAAGAAGGGUGGUGGCUUGUGGUUGGUGAUACCGGCAAUAAUCAGUUACUUGCCAUCAAAAGAGUAGCAUUGCAAAGGAAAGCAAAAGUCAAGCUUGUCUUUACAGCUCCUGCAGAGGUUGGGAAGAAGGCAUUUACCAUUUACUUCAUGUGCGAUUCAUAUUUGGGCUGUGACCAGGAAUAUAAUUUUAACAUUGAUGUCAAAGAAGGCGGAGAAGAUGGGAAUAGAAGUGACUAAAAGUUCAUCUGCUGUCGGAGCCUAUCUUCUUUAUGCUUUCUCAUUAAUUGGCCUUGGGGUAUAGUGUGUUAGCUUAUGUUGUUCCUGUUACUUAAUGCUUCUCUCCGGUAAGUUGCUUCGUCGGAAUCCUCUUUCUUCGCCAUUCAGCUUGGACAUGGCAGUUACUAGGCAUAAGUUGUACUUUUGAUAACCUGUUGUCCUGGAUGAAUACUUGAUGCCUCUAGCUUAUCUAUGAAAACAUAAUCUUUUCACC